Molecule: messenger RNA, 913 nt
Organism: Erigeron canadensis
Lineage: Eukaryota; Viridiplantae; Streptophyta; Magnoliopsida; Asterales; Asteraceae
Exons: 2
Coding region: 69-686 (205 amino acids)
Molecular function (GO): RNA binding
Source: RefSeq, a predicted model, not a curated record
UCUUGUACAGCUCUUCUUCAACCAAAAACACAAACUCAAAGUCAAAAAAACAGAUCUAAUAAAAAAACAUGAGUCGAAAAAGAGAUAAACCCUAUAACAGCAAUUUCACGCGCCACUCUCCCUACAACCACUUUCCGAAACGCCGACGUCCUCUUCCACCCCCCACCGACAAUGACGACUACCACUUUUCCGACAAACCAUCAUCAUCGGUCAAUACCAACACCAACGCUGCCGUCGUGAUCACUGGUCUAUCCACUGAUUGUUCUGUACUUGACAUUAAAUCAAGGUUUGAGAUCUACGGUUCUAUUUCACGUACUAGGAUAGAACCCGGAGGUGUUGCUUACGUCACUUUCCGGUCAAAAGAUUCUGCUGAAUCAGCUAUUGAUGCUUCACUUGAUCCUUCCUUUGGCAUCACUCUUAAUUCAAACAAAGUGCAAGUGACGUGGGCUAACGAUCCAGUUCCACAAUGGAGGGAAGGGGUUAAAUCGACGUCAAAGCUAGUGAAACCAGAGCUGCCUCUUAGUAGACAUGGAAGAGAAAACAAGCUUGGAUCAGCUAUUGUCAACCCCAGAGAUGAACAGAACGAGGCUCAUGCAACUGUAAACAAAGAAAAAGUUAGUGUGAUGAAAAGAUUGAGUUUGCCAACCAGAGGUAGGGAAAUCGUUGCCUAUGAUGAUAUUUUGUGAUAUUAUAAAAAUGGUAAAGCUGGAAUAAUUUAUAGCAUGGUGAUUCACUGCUAAGAUGUAGUUAAAAGACUUGUAUAUUGUUCUUAAUUCUUUGUUUUAGGAUAGGAGGUAGCUUAAAAUCGCAACAAAUAACAGGAGUAAGUGUUCUUGUUGUAACAUUAGUGAUUUAAUUUGUAAGUGUAGCUUGUUGAGAUUGGAUCUUUGAGUUAUGUUGGCUUUUUGCUUCA